Messenger RNA from Orbilia oligospora ATCC 24927, 1458 nucleotides. RefSeq lists its product as uncharacterized. Gene Ontology annotation, molecular function: DNA replication origin binding; single-stranded DNA binding. NCBI's taxonomy places the organism in Eukaryota, Fungi, Ascomycota, Orbiliomycetes, Orbiliales, Orbiliaceae. The coding region runs from base 1 to 1458 and encodes 485 amino acids. The record is from RefSeq and is a predicted model, not a curated record. The transcript has 3 exons. Gene Ontology annotation, biological process: double-strand break repair via break-induced replication; mitotic DNA replication preinitiation complex assembly; DNA replication initiation. Gene Ontology annotation, cellular component: DNA replication preinitiation complex.
AUGGCGGACCUUCCCGUUACUACAGCUAAAUCCGACUCGGAUCGCCUCCGCCAUUUGAAGCGCAAGAUAAAGGCGUGGGAGAAGGAUUUCGCAAUCCAAAAUGACGGCAGAUCCCCAGCUAGACAAGAUAUUAGUGCGAACCCAAAGAUGGCCGCUCGAUAUUCUGAAUAUCAAAAACUCAAGAAAUGGUUAGACCUUGAUAGUUCGCAAACCGCAGGGCCACAAUCCCUUUCGCAGCCUGUCAAUAAACCAGUAGACAUCACCCCUCGGAAACCCUCAGCGCAGCCUUCCCAAACUCCCCUCGAAACCUCCUCCAAUCCAUUCUUUUUUACACCCACAAGCCGUCUGAAACUACAGGACCACACUUGUUCACCUAGCGCCAGUGUUGCCCGUCAGUUGAAAUGGAUGAAAAAAGGAUAUGUUUCUCCUACACCUCAGAAGAACGGCAGAAUUCUUGGACUUUUCGACAAGCUACCAGGCGUAACACCGACGCCCCCAAAACAACCUAAAGAAGCCGAAGAUGGUACCAUCUUAGCGAAGCUGACGGAUUCUUCGGAAAAUUCGAAGAUCUUCCAUAACCGGGGCUUUGAGGAUUCCGAUGGCGAAGAUGCUUAUAUUCCUCUGGAUCCGACGACACCUUCGCGCAAGCGCCGAUAUGAAUUCCAAACCCCACUUUCCAAAAAGAGUAAAGGAAACAAGCCUGGCGAAGCGGACCUAUUCUCCACGCCUACGAUUUUUCGCCAGCAUAGCAUGAACUUCGAGUUAAAAGAGAGUGGGAGCCCACUAACUCCGGAAGUGAAGCUGUUUCUUCCGAACCGAAUGAUCGGGAAAGUUAAGCCAUUAAGUAUCCUAGCUAGAGAGUUGAGAGAAAUGCAAGAGGAAGAAGAUCCUGGUAUGGAGGUGUUGAGAGAACUUGAAAGGGAUGGACUCAAUUCUACUGAGAUUACAGAUCCUGAUAAAUUGCGACCUACAACAAUUGCCCCAUGCCUAGAAUUGGAGGUACAGGUCGAGGAACCGGAAGCCGAGAACACAUCCAAGCAGGUAGCUUACAAGAAGAAAGGCCUCAAGAGACAAACGAAACGUGUCAGGAUUCGCCCUGUACGUGCGACGAAAACCAAACCAAAUGUUGAAGAGUCAAGCUGUGACUCCGAGCCCGAAGGACAUCUCGACCAACAGCCGGAAACUCUCGCCCAAAUCGCAGAGGGUGAGAAUUCUGAGGAUGGGAUUUGCGAUGGAGAACUGCAGAGGGUUGAGAUAUCCGAGGAUGAGCUUGCAGCAAUCGUCCUCAAGGUUGCCUCAGUGAAACCACGAAGAAAGAGCCAGGCAUCUGUUUUAGAAAAGCCCGCUACCUCCAAAAAUAAAACGACUAUUAAGGCAGACAAACAUGCCAACUACACCAGAAUGAAAAUGCACCACAGAGGGAAAGGCUUCAGAGGCCGAGGAAGGCCGAGGAGGUAA